Messenger RNA from Oryzias melastigma (Indian medaka), 3214 nucleotides. RefSeq lists its product as uncharacterized. Gene Ontology annotation, cellular component: adherens junction. Lineage: Eukaryota; Metazoa; Chordata; Actinopteri; Beloniformes; Adrianichthyidae. The transcript is spliced from 14 exons. The record is from RefSeq and is a predicted model, not a curated record. Gene Ontology annotation, biological process: heterophilic cell-cell adhesion; homophilic cell-cell adhesion. Bases 327 to 3011 code for a protein of 894 amino acids.
UUCACAUGGCGCCCGACCAUACGAGGUGGCUGAAAAACUGGACAGACACAUCCUGUUUAGACGCAAACCGGCGUUCUGGUAUGUGGCGAGUGAGAAACACUAAAAAGCAUGUAAGGCUAAAACACAAAGCAUGCUCCUGGAAACAAAAUGUAAGAAGUGUGUGGGCAGGCACACGCUGUGGUUGUUUGAGUGGCAGAAAAAGUGCAAACACGUCAGUGUCAGCUGUACAGGGUGUGAACCUAUAACCUUGAACCACAGAAAAAUACGCCCUUUAAAGACCAGUUCGCCUUGCUUUCCGUUGGUGCUUCCAUCUGUGUGACACCAUCAUGAGAUGCUCCCGGCUUAUAUCUUUGGCUCUUUUCCUGCAUGUUGCUCGAUCCUUGGAGAUCCAGGGCGAAGAGCCCUCUCUCCAGAUCUCUGAAAACGUGACGGUGGUCCUGGGGGAGGACGUGUACCUGAGCUGUGAGUAUCUGGGCAAGAGUCAGAUCCAGAGCGCUGCAUGGAAACGGCAGACCAACGAGAGCAAUUUUGAGGGACUGGUGGGAUUUUCGAACAGGAGUCUGUUCAACAACUUCUCCAACCCUGACUCAAUCACCAACUUGACGGUUCAGGUGAAGGUUUCCAGUGUGGAAGCAGAGGGGGAGUACAUCUGCGAGUUCAAAUCAGAAGAGGAGUUUUUCUUUAAGAGUGUUUUUAUCACUGUAUUAGGUCGGCCUGAUGUUCAAAUCCUGGUGAGCGAGGAGCUCAUAAACAACACAUCCUACCAGUCUGUGACGUGCUUUGCAGAUGGAGGAAGGCCCCCACCUCAGAUCAGCUGGUUGGUUGGCAGCCUUCCUCCCUCUGGGUACCCCUUCACUGUCAAUGUGAGCCAAUCUCUUUCCUCAAACGGCCUCUAUAACCUGAGCAGCGUCCUCCGCUUCCCCACCCACCUUCAGAACGAAGACAACGUCACAUGUGUGAUCCAACACCCGGCCCUCCCUCACCCAAAACUCGCCACAGUGAGGGUCGAAACCUACGAGAGGCCAAAUGUGACUAUUAAAGCAGAGAUGGUGCAGGAAAGAGGAAGGGAUUUCUGGGUGGUCUCCUGCAUUUCAUCCGGAGGGAGACCCGACACUGAUAUCUCUUUGGCUCUGAACAUAACCGAGGGCUUACAAGCAAAAAAGGACUCGGAUGUGCAAAGUCUCUCGGUCCAUCUCCCUGCAGCUGAGUAUGACGGUCGCAGCCUCACCUGCAUGUUCACUCACCCCAAAUUCACACACAUGGAGGAAAGAAGCAUCACACUACCCGCUUUUUAUUUGCACAAAGUGGGAACCGCCGGCAGUAACUUUCAAGAUGCUGAGUGUUUGGAGCUGCAGGAAGGAGAGACUGAUGCUAUCAGCCUGCGAAUCACGAGCAAUGUGCCACGUUACAGCCUAAUCUGCACAAAAGAUGAUGGACCCCUCCCUGACAACGUGGAGCUCAUUGGCCAAAACCUCACAUUCUUGUCUGGAGUGAAGCAUCAGCACGCCGGUCUGUAUGAGUGUCGCUUCUCUUAUCACCAUCUCAACGCAGCUCUGAGGUUUAAUGUCACAGUCAAGCCUCGGCCUCUGCAGCCUGUUCCACCCACAAUCUCGGUUGGUUUGCACCGUGAAGAUGGAUGCUGGGUGAUUGAGUGUGUGGCGGCGGAAGCUGUUCCGGCGGCCAGCGUCUCCUGGCUUGUAUCACAAAGUGUUUCUGAGGAGUUCUGGGUCAAUUCCACCUCUUAUAAUGGAAGCCGCACUGUUAGAGGAGUUUUCCUCGUCCCUGUCUGCUCGCCGUGGGAGCUCACUGCAAAGUGUGUGAUUCAUCAUCCGGCGUUUGAGCGCCCGGAGAACAGGAGCGUAACACUCCCUCUUUGUGCUCGCCCAAACGUCACCGUCAAUACCAGCAUGGAGUGGAAAGACGGUCGCAAGUACACCAAGGUGUGCUGCUCUGUGAUCAGUGUCUCCUCUGCUGCUGAAAUCCUCUGGCUCUCAGAAGACGGCAGCAACAUCACUGAUGUCGUGCAGACUGAGCUCCUGGCUGAGGGUCUGGUAUCGGCCUGGAGUUCUGUGGACCUCCCUUCUUCUCAGUUUUCUGGUCAGAACCUGACUUGUGUAGUGAAACACGCAAGCCUGGAGACACCUGCAGAAAGAACGAUCCACAUUCCUGAGCACAAACCCCCUCUGUUGAGUGUAACUGUAGUGAGAGACCCUCAUCUCUGGCAGGCAGUGUGUGUCUGUGAAGGGGAGUGCAUCAGGACAAACCUUCAUUGGGUUCUCCCCAAAAGGGCAAGGACUGAACCCCCCCCACUGGCUGAAUUUGAAGAUAAUGUAAUGAAAGCCACGCUGACUUAUCAGUUUCCUCUGGCCCUGUUGGAGGGGCAGAACCUGACCUGUGUGUACCAGUUUGACCACAGGGUGACGGAGAACCGGACCGUCCAGAUCCCCAAAUACUAUAUCACCUCUGUGAGGAUCCUGAACCGUUCAUCUCUCCUGCGCGGCCACCAUAAUGAUCACAGUGUUGUAUACGGCCUGACAGUCCAAAAGAAUCAUCUCCGCCAGAGAAUACUGCUGGAUGUGGAAGGCAACGUGCCAGAAUACAACCUUCACUGUCAAAGGAGUGACGGCUCAGCAGUUGACGUGGACGAGUCUGCGAUGAUCCUCCAGGAUGAAGGUCUGUACACCUGCUGGGCGUCUUUCUACCACCACAAAGCCUCAGUGACCUUUCAAGUGGAAAUCAUGGAUGAAGGCGAACAGUUCAUGCAGAUAAUAGUUAUCUGCAUCUCUUCAGUCACAGCCGUCCUCCUCAUCAGCGGCGUCGUUCUCCUGGUGUUCUGCAAAAAAGACAAGAGGACAAAAUACAAGGAGCAGGAGUCAGUUUCAGCGCUGUCUUCUCUGAUGCAGGAGUCUGGCUCUCCUGAGGUGAAGAAGCCAGCAGAAGCAGCAGAGAACAAGGGGAUUGCUCAGCUGGACAAUUACGCCAUAGUUUUAGAUGUCAAGAGCGCACUGUAAAGGAUAACUUGACAUCAUGUAAAAACUAGAUAUAAACUUUUACUGUGACUGUGGUACAGUUUAUAUUUUGGGAUUUUUAUGCGAAUGUAGGAGCUGAAGAAAACUAUGCACUGAACUUUUGAAGAUUGUAAUGACUGGAAUUGUAUUGUUUUUACUUUUUAUGCAUAUAUUUUGUACAUAAAUCAUUAAACUUCACAUUUCUA